This is a messenger RNA of Trypanosoma cruzi, 2610 nucleotides long. Its product is annotated as huntingtin interacting protein (HIP), putative. Gene Ontology annotation, biological process: protein palmitoylation. The transcript has a single exon. Gene Ontology annotation, molecular function: palmitoyltransferase activity; protein binding. Lineage: Eukaryota; Euglenozoa; Kinetoplastea; Trypanosomatida; Trypanosomatidae. The record is from RefSeq and is a predicted model, not a curated record. Gene Ontology annotation, cellular component: Golgi membrane. The coding region runs from base 1 to 2610 and encodes 869 amino acids.
AUGCAGGUGUUUGGCGCGCGGAUGGCGUCACGUGGUGGACGUACGUUGCCAUUGACGUACUUCAUGCAGUCUGAGCUAACGACAGCGGAGGAGGCCCCGCCUGUUGACGUGUUCACAGCAAAGUUAGGGAAUCGGACCUUUCACGAGUCACUUCGGAACGAUAGUGGUUUUGCGAUAGUCACUGCAUUUCUGUUAGGUGGCGUUGACAUUAAUGUGAGGGACAAAAACGGUGCAACGCCGUUGCAUGUUGCCGUUUCGCGGGCUGCUCCCACGCCGGGCAAUGACGACGAUGAAUCCGUUUUGCUCUCUUCGGAAGGUCCCAACAAUUUAAUUAUCUCAUUUCUUAUUGACAAUGGAGCCGACAUAAAUAGUCGCAAUGCGACUGGUGAGACGCCGCUUAUGAUCGCUGCGGCUACGCAGAACAUAAGUGCACUGCGGAUCAUCCUUUCGCGCGGUGCAGACACGUCACUUCGUGAUGACAUUGGAAACACAGUGCUUCACCAUGCUGCUUGCCAUCCGCAUGUGCUUCAAACGCUUCACUCGUGGAUCGAUGACCUUCCCGCUCAGGCGGCACGAGAGAACCUCCUCCACAUGGUGUGCCGACAGGGACGCGGUGCAGAGUUUGCCGCUCUUUUUCUCAUCGAGCAGCUGGGAGUCGACGUGAAUGUGCGUGAGGGUGAAACCGCUGCCACUACUGGUGUCCAUGAUGGCGAUCAUCAUUAUCGUCCAAUUGAGGCGAAUACGGCUACUGCUGCUGCUGCUGUUCAGCGCUGUGAUUCAGCACCACACUCCGGAGUCAUAGUGAAGGAAGGACUUACCCCGCUGCACUGCGCGGUGCUUGUCGGCGAUACGCUUCUUCUGCGUUCGUUGUUGCUGAAGGGUGCCGAUGUGGAGAAGCCAGACGCUACAGGAAGGACGCCAAUUCAGUUGGCAAAGGACUGUGCAAUGUCAUCAUCACCGUCAUUGUUAACAUCAUUGUUAUCCUUUAUUCGGCUUCAGUGCAGCUUUUUGGGGCUGACGCAACGCAACGGUAGGACGGCGAAGAAUAUUGAUCCGUGGAAGGUAUACACAAUCUUGGACGCCCACUCUAAGGAGGCGUCAUCUGCGAAGCGAGAGGCAAAUCUACAACGCGAGGCAGCGGCCGAUACUUCAUUGUGGAGACUCAACACCAUUUCUGACAUUCUCUCUUUUGGGGCAGCGGCAGCGUUGCCACAUUUUUUAAUGGCUCUGUGUGCGUUGAUGGGAAUGCCGCUAUGGAUUUUGAUUGUUUUUGCCACCAUUGAACUUAUUUUAUGCAACGGCUUUAAGGUGAAAGAUGAACGCCGUUUGAACGUGAGGCCCCUGCGCUGUGUAGGGUUCCUUGUUGGCUACACCCUGGUGCUACUCGCUUGCAGCAUUUCUUUGGAGGAUGCCAUGGAGCCACGGCGCAUGAACACUCGACCGUGGCUUUUUCUAUGCACUAUCGGGAGCGCUCUGUGUGCCUUUUUAGUGAUGUGGAUAAACCCUGGGAUAGUGGAUUCUACCGAUGGACAGCGGGUUGGAAUCUACAAAACAAUUUUUUACUCAAAAGGGGCACCACCGGAGGAUGUUCGACAAGGCAUCGAUCUUUCUUGCAUGGUUAAAAAGCCACUACGGGCCCAGCGCUGUCGUCAUCUCGGACGCGUGGUGCUUCGGUAUGACCAUUACUGUACGUGGCUGGCAAGUGCCAUUGGUGGGGGGAAUCAUCGCUUGUAUAUCGCCUUUCUUCUAUUUUACACGGUUCUCCUUGGGAUCUGUUGCCGCAGCACUUACUGGCUAUCGCCGAACCAGAUGAGCAGCGAGACGUUUUUUGAUGACCCACAUUUUAGACGUUUUGCUAAUGUCUACAUCUUGUUUGUCCUGCCUGUCGCCUUUAUCUUCUCUCUGUAUACUCUGCUGCAGCAAUUGUGGUAUAUAGCGCGGGGUGUCACCACCUACGAUGUGGCGCAACCGUCACGCUGCCCGUGGUGCUUUCAGUUGGGAUCACGUACAUAUUCUCUUUUUGAUGCCGGCUUUUGGAGGAACGUUUGCGGUUUUUUUUUCUUACGCGAAAAAUUCUUGAACAUCUCUUAUCGGAUGCCAGUGAUGAGCGUAAGACUUCAAAAAAUGGCCAAACGUCAUCAGGCAUUGCAGCUCUCAUCGUGCCAUGACGGCCAUUGUCACUCCCAUGAAAACGGGGGCCACGGCCACUCACACAAUGGGCACUUGGGUCAGCUGCAUCAAUACAACCCGGAGCAGCGUUGCAAUGCGCCUUUAAAUACUGCGUUGAGUAACGUUGCCGAGGGCAUUGGCUCUCCUGCGACAACUGCUGUUGUUAUUAAUUCUUCAACACCAGCAUCCGCCUUGGCCUCUGAUCCGUUUCCUUCAGUUGCUGUGGAUACUACUGCAGCAGCAACCCAACUGGGUUUUGAAGCUUCUGUGGGGCGUCUCUUUCAGCUGAUGGUGCAGCACGGCGACACGGAUUUGAUGGCUGUUGCUGCAGCAAACGAAAUAAGGGCCAGCGUGCUUCCAGAGAAAUGGCAAGAGAUGGUGGAGAUGGCUCAGUCCAUGUAUGGCUUCUUCAAAAGCACCAUGAACAACGCGAAUAACUGA